ACAGAAGCCACCCACCACCUCCCAAAAUGUGCAGACAAGUCCAAACUUGCUUAACUGUUGGACUCCUCAGAUCACAACUCCAUUUUCUAUCCCAAGCACCGCAGUUCCUCACUCCCGUGAUCCCAGUCAACGACCACGGCCACGCGCCAUGGGCAGCCGAACGUCCAACAACUCGAGCUCCUCCACCGGCACCGGUUCCGGGUCGCCGUCAGUAUCGUCUCCGUCAGUAUCCGACCCAGGCACCAUAACCGCCGCCCUCCGCGCCCUAAUGCCUUCCCACCCCGUCUGCGCCGACGCCCUCGCCCUCGCCCGCUCCCGCCUCCCCGCCACGCUCCUCUACCACAGCUUCCGCGUCUACAUGUACGCCCAAGCGUUGAUGCGCAUCACCCCCCUAAACGACCCAGCCGACGGCCCUUCUUUGCUGCCCAGCUUCCCAGGGAUAGCCCUCAUCAGUCCCGCCUUGGGGGAAUACGCCACCAUCGCUCCGCCGCACGUCUUGUUCGUCGCUUGUAUCCUGCACGCCAUAGGCGUAGCCCGCGAGUACGAUACCAUGCCCGAGCGGUUCGAGAUCAUCGGGGCGGACGUAGCCGCUCGUUUGCUACGCAGUCACAACAUCCCGACGCUGGCGGUCCGCGAGGCUUGGUUGGCCAUUAGUCUGCAUACCAACCCGACUAUUGCGGAGCGUAUGAGUGGUGCGGUGCGUGCUCUGCGGUUUGCUAAGCGGGCGGAUUUUGGGUUUUGUACUGUCCCGCCUGUGGAUAGCCUGCCGGGAGGAGCUACUUCGGUGAAUCUGCUGAGGUGGCAGCUGCCGAGGUUGGAGAUUAAGAAGCAGCUUGGUGAUGCUAUUGUGCGACAGGCGCUGAAGGAAGCGCAGAAGGCACCCAGGGGGUCUUGGGCGGCGGAGCUGGUUAGGGGGAAGGAGGGGCAUCCGGAUUGGGAGGGGAUAAAUAUGAACUUCAAUAUGUUCUAGGUCUUCUAGGAGCUGUGGGGGUUUGGGGCGGCAGAGCUGGUAUGUGUAAAGGAGGGGCAUCCGGAUUGAGAGGGAAUUAAUAGGAAUUUGGACUUGUUUUAGGGCCAGAAACUCGUGGGGGCCAGGCGUAAGGAGGAGAUUUUUUGCAUCUGCGAUGUUGCUUGUUCCCGUCUGGGUAGGAUCGUUGAUGGCUGGAUUGCCCGCAAUGCCUUUCUUGAAUGAGACGGUUCAACUGCACCACCUUUGUUGUCAUAUCGUGACGGCUGUUGUUGGUUACUUGGUUAAUAUGAAGGAACGC
This is a messenger RNA of Neurospora tetraspora, 1268 nucleotides long. RefSeq lists its product as uncharacterized. The transcript has a single exon. NCBI's taxonomy places the organism in Eukaryota, Fungi, Ascomycota, Sordariomycetes, Sordariales, Sordariaceae. The coding region runs from base 149 to 970 and encodes 273 amino acids. The record is from RefSeq and is a predicted model, not a curated record.